Drosophila eugracilis is the source of this 651-nucleotide messenger RNA. RefSeq lists its product as uncharacterized. Lineage: Eukaryota; Metazoa; Arthropoda; Insecta; Diptera; Drosophilidae. The transcript has a single exon. The record is from RefSeq and is a predicted model, not a curated record. Bases 72 to 314 code for a protein of 80 amino acids.
AGCUAGACCAAUAGCAUCAUUCGAACUACAGUUCUCCAUCCGAGCAGAUCAUCAGUUACAAAUCCUGCAAAAUGUGUUCCGAAACCGCUCUUAUUUCCAACUUCAACGGAGUGCCAGAGAAGCAAUCUUCGCUCACCGGCGCCUCCACCAACAUCAAGAAGCUGCUGAAGACCAUCAAGAAGAUCUUCAAGAACUCCAAGUCUGCAAAGGAGAUCCCGAUCUCCGACAUCAUCUACUCCUGCGACACCGAGGAGGAGCACCAGAACUGGCUCAACGAACAACUAGAAGCCAAGGCUAUCAGUCUAUCUUGCUGAGUUCUUCUGGGACACCUCCCAUCCUCCAUCGAGUAUCUGUGAUGUGACCCGAUUGAAAGGUCUAUAAAUCGGCACUUCAGCUUUAAUCUCCAACUGUGAUGAUGAGAACACGAGACUGACUAACUUGUGUGCCUCGGAAACGGCUAACAAUGUCGCUUCCUCCAACUGUACAUAUCAAAAUAGCUGCUAAAAUGUCUUCAAAUGCUUUAAUUUAGCCUAAGUUCAUAGCUAUAAUCAUUGUCUUCCAUUAGCUUUAAGAAAAUCAUUGUCUUCCAUGUUUGUUUGUUUAGGGUCAAAAAUUAGCUUAAGAAUAAAAAUCCCUCGCGGAAAAAGAAAA